GUCGCGCUCUGUGAGCAGUCAAAGGCGAAGCGCGCGAGGAACAGGAGGAUUGACUGGAGAUGUCGAAGAGAAAGAGCAGUAAUUCAGUGCAGACACCUGAUAAGAGAAGCCGGUUGUCUCAACCCGAGCUCUCUGAAGAGGAUGAAACGGGCUACUUCAGUUCAGGAGACGGCUUGAGCACAUCAGAGAGUGUCACAGGUGAAGUGGGCAUCAUAGAGAGUAUCUCUCUAAGGAACUUCAUGUGUCACUCGAUGCUUGGUCCCUUUGCGUUUGGUCCAAACGUCAACUUUAUUGUAGGAAACAAUGGAAGUGGAAAAAGUGCCUUGCUGAAAGCUCUGAUAGUAGCCCUGGGCGUUAAAGAUCACACCACAAACAGAGGCUCCUUUAUCAAAGGAUUUGUGAAGGAAGGAGAGAGUUCUGCAGAUGUGUCCAUCACUCUGAGGAACAGGGGUCAUGAUGCUUAUAAGCCAGAAGUGUUUGGGCAGUCCAUCAUCGUAGAUCUUCAUAUCUCCAGCGAGGGAAUGAAGACAUAUGAACUAAGAAGUAAAGCAGGUCGCUUAGUGUCAUCACAAAAGGAAGAACUGAUCUCCAUUUUGGAUCACUUUAACAUCCAGGUGGACAAUCCGGUCUCUAUCCUAACUCAGGAAAUGAGUGAACACUUCCUCCACUCCAACGGAGAGGGUGAAAAAUAUAAAUUUUUCAUGAAGGCCAUCCAGUUUGAUCAGAUGAAAGAAGAUUACAGCUACAUCAUGAAGACCAAGACCAUGACUCAGAAUACAGUGGAGAAGCACAGGGAGACUCUACAAGAGCUGAAGAGAAAGUACCAUGAGAAAGAAGAGCGCUAUAAAAGUCUGGAUUCACUUGAUGAAAUGCAAAAGAAGUUGGAUGAGCUGAAGAAUCAGAUGGCCUGGGCUCUGGUGGCAGAGGUGGAGCAGGAGAUGAAGCCAAUGAGAGAACGAAUCACAGCUGAAGAGAGGUCAACUGUCAAAUAUGACCAGAAGGUUGAAGAGUGGGAGGCGAAAGUUCAGGAGGCCUACAGGAUAUGGGGACAGUUGCAGGAUCAGCUGGAGGGUGUGACGCAGCAGAUGCAGCAGCUGCAGCCACAGUGCGCUGAACUGAAGAGCCGAGCACAGGCUUGCAACACAGAUCUCAAAGCCACUGAGGCUAGUCUUCAUCGUAAAAAGACUAACUUGAGAGACCUUGAAAAGGAUAAAGAUCGGCUUAACAAGCGGAUCCAAAAACUCAAACACAGCAUAAGUCAGACGAACUCCGCUGACACUCAUGUGGAGAAGUUGAAUCACAUUCAAGCUGAACUGGAACCACUACUGGGUCAAACGAGGAAAGAUAGUUAUUGGGCCCAUGAAGAAGUCAAGAAAGCCCAGGAAUGCUGUCGUAAGCUUCAAGCCGAGCUUACAGAAUUGCAAAAUGUUGAGGAACCUCAGUCAGAAGAUUUGAAAACUUUGGAAGAGGAACUGGAGGAGCUCAGCAGCCGAAUAAGUGCGUGUCGAGAGGAAUUUGAAGCUGCAAGGAAUCAGAUGCUGACACACAAGAGGGAAUAUGAGGAGGCUGAGCAGCUCUCCCGGCAGCAGAGGGAAGCUUUUAACAGCAUUGCAGAGGAAGCUGAGACCAUUAAGGAGCAAUUGAGCAACAGUGAUCAGGAGUUGGCGUGGAGUAAACAUCUUAAAAAACACUAUGAAGAGAAGCGGAAAGCCCAUGUGGACAAGAUUGAGACACUAAAGAAGAAACUGAAAGACAAGGACCAGGUGUUACAGGUUUCCAUGGCGAAAGCCUCAGAAAUCUGCCCCGAGCGUCUGGGUGUAAGGAGAACAGCGAAGAGUUUGGAAAGUGAGAUCAGCCACCUCAAACACCAGAUCUAUACACAGCAAGACCAGCAAGGGCAGAGAGACACUAUUGUCAGGCAGUUUCAUGAGGCGAAGGAAAACUUCAGUAACAUGACCCAACAGGUGAAGAGUCUGGAGGCUAUCAUCCACCAGUUAACUGAGAUCAUAAACACCAGACACGUCUAUGCUGAACUGAGAAUGUAUCUUUCUGUGCGCUGUAAGUACUACUUUGAAUCCAUGCUGUCUCAGAGAGGAUACAUAGGGAAGAUGAUCUUUGACCAUGAGAAUGAGACACUUUCCAUAUUAGUUCAGCCAGGAGAGGGUGAUAAUGCUGAUCUGAGGGACAUGCAUUUUCUGUCUAGAGGAGAGCAUUGGUUUUCUACCGUGUGCUUCAUCCUGUCACUGUGGGCCAUAACUGACGCUCCGUUCCGUGCUUUAGAUGUGUUUGAUGUAUAUAUGGAUAUGGUGAACCGGAGGAUCUCCAUGGACAUGAUGCUGAAGAUUGCUGCCAGUCAGCGCUACAGACAGUUUAUUUUCCUCACACCACAGAGCAUGAGUUCUCUGCCAGCCAAUAGCCUGAUCCGCAUCCUCCGUCUGAGUGACCCUGACCGCAGCCAGUCUGCUCUUCCCUUUGGUCAGAGGAACCCAGAAUAAUGCUGCUAUCCUUUGAACGUCAUCUUGUGUAUCAGCAAAUCAAGUCAAAUCAGGCAAAGUACUUCCAGCUGACAGCUGCACUUUCUAUGUGCACAAGUGUACAGGCUUUUUUUUCCAAGAUCAUUUAAAUGUAUAUUUAUAAAUACUUUGGUUAUUUUAAACCAACAUUUGCAGGUUCAGUUUUUUUUUUUUUUUUUUUUUUUUUUCUAAAAUAAUAGUCUUCAAAAAAUUGUGAUUGCAAUGCUAUUUGCAUUUGUACCUAUUGAAUAAGGCAUAUAAAGGCCAGCUCUAGGGUGUUGCUCUCAUUUGAUUUAUUUCAUUUUCAGUCUUCCAUUAUUUUAUUUUUUUAUAACUGAACUAAUUAAAAAAAAUUACUUUUUUGUUGUAUAACAAGAAUUCAUCUGUUACUAUUGUGUUUGGUCAUUCAAAAAUUAUUUUUUUAUUACUGGUGUAACAGCAUGGAAAAAUGAAAAGCCCGUUUCAGUUGAAGGAAGUCACAAGAGAUAAUCGUAUUACCUGUUUUCCAUUUCCCUUUUUUGUAUUAACAGCAAGUUAUGAAUCUUUAAACAUUGACCUUGAAUACAUCCGGCUUCUGAAUGGGCAGAAUGCAAAUAAUGCUGUAAAUGGUGGUUUCACAGUAAAGCUUAUGACAUACAGUCACAAUGGCACUGAUUCAGUUCUGUGAAGAUCUUUAAACCUGUGCUUCAGUAGUGAUUACGUGAUGGUGUCCAUUCAUCUCUGCAAGUCUCUUAUUUGACUCCAAGUUCCUCUUUGUGGAGUAACAUCCUGUCAUUUUUGAGGCGGUUCCCCUUGACAUACAUUUGUGGUUUUUAUGACUGAUUGUGUGCAAGCUGGGGACUGAACAUUAUGUUGCCUGUUCAUUUCUCAUUCAUUGUUCAAUGUUUUCUAUAGGGCUGAAACGAUUAGUCGACAUUUUUGACAGUGUCGAUAAUAAAAAAUUGUCUACAAAUAUUUUUGUUGUCGAGUAGUCGUUUGAUUUAAUUUGACCUUAUUUACAGCACGCAAAAAUGCGGUUUUGAUCAGUGUGGCGCUGUAGUGCAAGACUAUAAUUCAGCCCUCCUCGAUGCAAUUCAAGAGAAGAAGAGAAACAGCGCUCAGCACUGCUUGAGAGAAAUGCCAUAGACAGUAAAAGAAAUGGACACAGCGACCAAGUGAAGCCUAUUUUUAGCGUUUUUUAGCACUUCCGUUUCUGACGCGCAGACUCAAACGAAGCUUGACGACGUCAGCAACCUGUCUGACAGAUGUAAAUCUUCUAGUAGCUGUGCGUGCAAACUGCCAUCGUUAAUCUUGCAGAGACGGCGAGCUUGAGCGGGGAGUUCUUUGUCGUGAGUGAGCAGGAGUAAGUAUUCUGAUUAAUUAUUUUGUACAGUAUUUUAAAAUGUAACGCCAGUACGCCGUAUUAGGUUAAUUGCCUGCGAGCUUCUCCUCCUGUCUGUACGGUAAUGCGACAGAGAGACGAGUGGUUAUGACGCAAUCGUUAGCCUAUUUUUACAAAAACUGUUUCUACGGGGCCAUAAUGUAACAUAGAAGGUAAUAGAGCCCUUUAUACAUUGUCGUGUAUCUUUAGAAAUAAAUAAUGGACAAACAGGGUCUUUAAACGCCUCAGAUGUAAAAUUAUUCGCUGUCAAAGUGACGCCAAAAUGAAUGGGAGUCAAUGGGAAUGCUAACGCAAGUGAAGUUCUGCUAAAAGAUGGCGGCACGCGGCCGACUUCAACUUCCGGUCGACUUCCAUGCCGCCUGAGAAAUGCACCCGAGCCGAACCGAAUGGCGUUUGGAUAUGAAAAUAUAUGAUGCAAGGAUCCUUUAAAUUGACAAAGACAUUUAUAAUGUUAUAAAAUAUUUCUAUUUCAGAUAAAUGCUGAUCUUCUGAACUUUCUAUUCAUCAAAGAAACCUGAAAUAAUUAUAUUCAGCUGUUUUCAACAUAAUAAUAAUAAAUGUUUUUUUGGAGCAGCAGAUCAGUAUAUUAGAAUGAUUUCUGAAGGAUGAUGUGACUGGAGUAAUGAUGCUAAAUAUUCAGCCUUGAACUCACAGGAAUAAAUUACAUAUUAAAAUAUAUUCAAAUAAACAGUUAUUUGAAAUAGCAAAAAAAUAUUUCAAAAUGUUAGUGUUUUUGCUGUACUUUGGAUCAAAUACAUGCAGGCUUGAUGACCAGAAGAUACUUCUUUAAAACAAUGUUACAGUUCUGGACUGCUAGUGUAUAUUGUGAA
Carassius gibelio (silver crucian carp) is the source of this 4724-nucleotide messenger RNA. Its product is annotated as structural maintenance of chromosomes protein 6-like. Bases 60 to 2495 code for a protein of 811 amino acids. The record is from RefSeq and is a predicted model, not a curated record. Gene Ontology annotation, molecular function: single-stranded DNA binding; damaged DNA binding. Lineage: Eukaryota; Metazoa; Chordata; Actinopteri; Cypriniformes; Cyprinidae. Gene Ontology annotation, biological process: double-strand break repair via homologous recombination. The transcript has 23 exons. Gene Ontology annotation, cellular component: Smc5-Smc6 complex; nucleus; site of double-strand break.